AUGGGAAGCUCACCACACGGACCUGAUGCUCGCAUUGGGCGGGAUCCCGAAAGUCCCAACAGCUCGCAACUCCUGUUGCCCGGCGACGAAGAGCUCAUCGAAUCCUUCCAGGGGGACCCCCAACGGAAGAAGUUCUACGACUUCAACUGUUAUCUCGACCAGAACGGCAACAACGUCGACAUGAUGACCCGGAUGAGAUUGAUUAUGAGAGAGUUUCCAGACCCCAAGGAGCGCACGGAAUUCAACAACUUCACUGCGUCGUGGUACGGCAGAACCGCGCUGCUGAAGCCCGAGAUCGACAGUGUCGAUGAUUUCCUGACCAAGCUCCGCAGCAUGAACUACGCUGAUCCUGCUGCUCGAGCCCACUGGCUCUGGACGAUGCAAAUGGGCUCGGCGCCUUUCGUUCGUCUUGGAGAAAGCAAGCACGGAAGCUUCUUCACCGGCUACGGCAUGAGGCGAGCUCCCGGAUUCCUUGAGCCUGGCUUCUACAACCCCGAGACCCACGACCUUCAAACCGGCGGCAACUUGCAGAGCAACAACGUACUCAAGGUCAUUCACGGCAGCCUCCUCGGCAUUGACAAGAACACCGAGAACGCCGCUCCCCAACACGGUACUCUUCCGCAGCAAGGCAUCUCGGAGCCUUUCGUCUUUGCCCAGCUUGGCAACCUUUACGCCUACAACGGCGAGAUUGAAUGGAAUGACAUGCGACACCGUCAAUACAACGAGGUUCUCAGUGGCGGUACAUGGGAUCAGACUCGCUUUGGUGUCGUGCUGCGCCUGACCUCGAUGGGCACCUCCCUCGGCGUCUAUGUCAUCUACAACUGCUGGGAGCAUGAUCCGAACACCGGAGAGGACACCCUCAUCAGGCCUGAGGACAUGGACAAGGACUUCGUCGGUCGCGUCCAUCGGCGGUGCGGUAACUCGCAGCGUUUCACCGUCGCAAAGAUUGCCGAGAACUUGAGCGACCUCGAAGACCCGCACAGAACAUUCGAUUUCCGCAUCAUUUCCACCAAGGUGCCCAUCCUCGUCAACGCCUUACAGGCGGAUCACCGUGGUGCGAACCUCGUCGGCGACUUUGACGGCGUCGGGGCCGGCAACUAA
Molecule: messenger RNA, 1101 nt
Organism: Colletotrichum karsti
Lineage: Eukaryota; Fungi; Ascomycota; Sordariomycetes; Glomerellales; Glomerellaceae
Exons: 1
Coding region: 1-1101 (366 amino acids)
Source: RefSeq, a predicted model, not a curated record